Astyanax mexicanus (Mexican tetra) is the source of this 4001-nucleotide messenger RNA. RefSeq names its product immunoglobulin superfamily, member 8 (gene igsf8). The transcript is spliced from 6 exons. NCBI's taxonomy places the organism in Eukaryota, Metazoa, Chordata, Actinopteri, Characiformes, Acestrorhamphidae. The coding region runs from base 522 to 2372 and encodes 616 amino acids. The record is from RefSeq and is a predicted model, not a curated record.
UUUAGCUGUGCUUUACCGCCGGAGGUGGAGAAGAGCCUGCUGCACGGAGGAACAGGCGGGCUGCUUUAAAACCAGUCGCUCUUAUUUAUUUUAAUAGGCGGAUGUGUAACUUAGUUACUUGAAAAAGGAAAUAUUAGUAUAUUAACCGCAGUAAUAGGCCAUAUAGGGAGAAGUACGGGUGUAUCGUUAACGGGUUUGGAGCGAUAUUAAGCUGUAGAGUCGGUUAAACCGACUAACCUAACAUAACGUUAGCUAGCUAAUACGGUUUGAAUGGACUGAAUGGGUUAAGCUAGCUAACAUACGGUAACUACGCUAGCCAGAUUUAACCGAACGUUUUUCACCGUAUAAUUAUGUAAUUUACUUGUGUUUUUUCCGAUAUUAGGUCAAUAAAUCCUGCGUUAUACUUGAAGCAAGGGACUAUGUGUGUCAAAUGACGCUGUAGUUAGCUGGAUAAGGAGAGUUAAAGGCGUGACUGACUGGGCGUACGACCGUGUUUUGGCGACCACAGCAGCCGGAGGACGAUGGCACCCAGGCGGCUAACGCUGCUGCUCAUCAUCGGGUUUGUGUGGGAGUUCCAGCUAGUUGUGUGCCGUGAGGUUACACUUCCCCCUGGUCCAGUGUACCGGGUAGCAGGGUUCCCCAUGUCCCUGCCCUGCACUGUUUCAGGGUAUGAGGGUCCACGAACGCAGGACUUCGAGUGGUUCCUGUACCGAGAGGAUGCAGGCGAGAUGCAGAUCGGGGUGGUGUCGACCAGAGACCAGGGGUUUCCUUACGCCCCGUUCCAGGGGCGAGUGCGCUCGGGCGAGGUCCGGGUGGAGAGGGACUCUGAUGAUAAAGCCAGGCUGGUUAUUCAGAGGCUCCGCCCAGACGAUCAGGGACGAUUUGAGUGUUACACACCGAGCACUGAUGUGCGAUAUCAGGGCAGCUAUAGCGCCUCAGUGAAUGUCAAAGUGAUGCCAGACACCUUGUCAAUAACGCACUCUCGCAUACUGAGCGGUCAGCCCGUCACAGAGGGCACAGAGCUUCAGCUGACGUGUGCAGCAUCUGUCCAGUCACCCCAACACACUCACCUAUCUGUUACGUUUGGAGUGCGAGGCAGCACUGAUUCUGGAUCUCUGGGCCACAACCUCAGAGAGAUCAUCUCCAUCGACCGCGAGCUGCGUGUGAUCCCAGGCCGAGGCGCCUAUGAAAAGAGGUAUAAAGAUGGGGAGAUCAACCUGGAGAAGAAGAGUGGAGAUGGAGGGAGGGAUCUGUACGUGCUAACGAUGAGCGUGUUAGCCCCGGAGGAUUCCGGUGCGUAUUUUUGCGAGGCAGUGCAGUGGAUCCUGGACCCAUCUGACCAGUGGGAGCGUAUUGCACAGAGGACCAUGGAGCUGGGAAACCUCGCUGUUCAGCCACUAGCGGAUACUCUGUCAGUGAGCGUGGCACCGGCUGGAGAAUUGUCUCUGCAGCUCGGCUCUCCUCUCAGGCUCAUGUGCCAGGUUUCCGGUGCCGGUUGGUGGAACCGCUCAGCCCUGCUGGUCCAGUGGAUGCGGCGUGGUCCGUCUGGGGGAGUGGAGGUGGAGGUGGCUAAGAUGGGGCCUGAUGGGGUGGUGAGCUGGGGGGAUGACACCAGCAAAGGAGGAGGAGGCAGUAUGGAGAAGGAGGGCAAUGGGAAGUUCUCUCUGCGUCGCUUCUCUGCCCACCCUGCUGAUGCCGGGGUCUACCGCUGCGCCGUGAGUGUGUACGCAGGGAGGAUAAGUCCAGGACCAGCCAGCCCCGCCACCCUCACGCAGUGGUCUGAGGGAGUGACUGUCAGCCUCAGAACUAAAGAGGUCAAUGUAUCGGCAGUAGUCGAGCUGCCACGCCGUCCACUCCUGAAGCGCGGAAGCACUGCUACCUUGCUGUGCAACGUCUCUGUGGUGACCACCGGUUCGGCCCAGGUAGAAGUGCAGUGGCUGCACAAAAGGGAGGAGCCUGAAAAUAAGGAGGUCACGCCCCCAGCUGACACUAAAGGCGUGGUUUUUGCGACUCUGACCUACGAUGGAAUGUCUCGGAUCUACAGUAAUGGAAGUGAUAUGAGCGUGGACCGCAUCUCUGCUGGCACCUACAGGCUGCGGAUCUUCUCAGCACGUGAGGAAGACCAGGGGUAUUACCAGUGCACGGCAGAGGUGUGGGCACAGGAUCCCCACGGAGGCUGGUACAAAACCACCAAAAAGGCGGAGUCAGCCAUGGUGCGUGUGUACUUGUACGCACGAGUUGCUGACCUCCUGCUUAUACCAUUGGUGGUUGGAGUAUCCUCUGCCCUGUUCGUUGGAGUGGUCAUCAUCGCCACGGUAACGUGCUGCUUCAUGAAACGACUAGCCAGGCAACAGCCCCAUAUUAGGAAGUAGAGAAGUGGAGAAGUCGACUGCAGAAGCUCCUGAGAAGCCGAUUAUGGUUAGUCUGUACUGAACUUCACUGGAGGAGUGAGGUAAAGUGUGGUUUCUGGUGGAAAGACUCGACUGUAAGAGUUAAACUGUAUACAGAGAAGAGAAAAAAAGAGAGAAGUUUUCAGCUUCUCCACUUCCACAACCAUCAGCUCCGUCAUGCCCACAUUAUUUCACUCACACUUAACAGUUGGUUUGAACAUUAACUCACACAAAGUGUGCACAUGCAAUGUCUCUGAGGAAGGAGAAGAUGACCUAACGGGUAAAUAAGUAGUCUUAGUGCCCCUCGUGCACUUCUUCUAAGGGUAGAACCACAAUGCACAUGACUUCUUUCACUCUCUUGUUUGGAAGCCACAGAUGGCCUAACCAUGUUUGGUUAUGAACAUCAAGCUGUUGCCGAAUGAACAUGGGGCCAAAUUUUAAGUCAGCACUUUGCAUAUUGCAUAUGAUGUUUUUUUUGCUUUCUUUUGUUUUCUGUGAGCCACUUAAAAUAUGUGUUUUUGUGUUUGUUUUUCAUGUGUUCUGAUAUCUUGAAAUCCUUGUUUUUUGGUAUGAGAAACUUUUUUUAUAUAGAGUUUGUGAAACCUAUAUAUAAAUAGCAUGGCGCACAUCUUUUACCAUAGUUUUUAUGGUAUUUAUGAAACCACCCAAACUACUACUUGUUGCACUGAAUUCUGUGAAGUUAAAAACAAGUAAUUCCAGGUACUUAUUCACUUUCAGCCCACACACACAGCUCACACACUGUAUGCAGUAAUCAAGCAACCCCUUGAUGGUAGAACCUCAUUUCCAGUGGGUGGAAUAGACUAAAUACUGUAUGUGUGGUAGCCCUGUUCUUUAGAGACACAAACAAUAUACAGAUCUAAGCUCCUGUAGUAGUACAGUUAGGAGGUACAUGUGUAUAUAUAGGAUAAAAGCUAGCAGUGUCCAAUAAUAUAAUAAUAAUAAUAAUAAUAACAGUAAAACAAGCUGAAAAAAAAACACCAGAAUGAAAGUUUAAAUGAAACCACUUUAUUAUAAGGGACGCAGAAAGUUCUGGUGCUGAAAAGUUGAAAGUCUGCUCCCCUCACGCUGCGAUGAAGGACUGUCGGUAUGUAAACAUCACUUAAGCUGUCGGCAGACACAGCUUGAAAUGCAGGGACUCUACUUGAAAUGCUGUUGUUGCUCCGUCCACGACAGCUGAGCCAAAUCAGGCCAACGUUAAAUAGAUGCCAAGCUUUUCAACCAAGCCUGCAGGACCAAAGUGGGACGAGGGCCAAAGCGUUCCUUCUUUAUUCUUUAAAACGUUUAGUUUUUUUAAUCUUUAAGAAAGAUCUUUUUGUUAAAACCCAUGUUGAAAACUGUUUUAAUGGUAUAUAAUGUUUAUAUACUGUGUGUAUGUGUGUUUUAUUGGUUUUAAUGGCCUGCCCAUGUUUUACUGCUGUUGAUUUGUGAAUGUGCAAUGCAUCUCUCUAUCUCUCAUCAUUUAUUUUAUUUUUAUUUUUUUAAAGAAGGAAAUGUGUUUUUCUUUGUUGUAGCCUGUGUGAAUAAGGCAGAUCACUGUGCACUCCACUGUGUUUCCUCUGGAUUUAUCUUUUCUCCUGGACUUGGCAGGUG